CUCUGUAGCUUUCCUCCUCUGUUGCUCUCUUCCUCUCGUCCUCUGUCCCAGCCCGUCCAUCCCUGUGUGUUGAGAUGUCGUCCCUACUGAGGAAGGAGAUGCAGAGAAUGUUGUUUAGACCUGAAGGACAGAAACUACAGAAGUUUAUAGAGAUACAUGAAGCAACACCGGGAAGACAUUUUCUCUGCGUUUACGUGACCAAGACCAAAGAGGUGCAGCUGUGUGUGGUGAGAUCUCAGAAAUCACUGUAUUCUGGAUCAAACAAGUUGCAGAAUUCCCAGAAAUCCCAGAAUUCCGGAUCGAAAAAGAAGCUGAAGUCUCAGUUUUGCCUGAGUUCCUGCUUGGAGGACUCCUACCUGAGGACGGAAGUCUGGCUCCUGCAGGACCUCACCCUGCUGGACGGCCGGGAUCCGGACGUGGACGACCCGUGUUUCCUGAUGCACUUCUCCACUGUGCGGUCGGUGACGGCCUUCAGCUGCAGCGCCAAGUACUGCAUGGCGCGGGCCCUGGUUGCCCUGAGCGACAAGCACUGCGGGCGACCUUUGACUCUGGUGAACUAUGACCUGGCCUACAUCAGCUCGUCGUCUAUAUAUUUGAACAGAGGAGACUGUGUGGUGCUGAUGCAGAUAUGUUUCUACGCUGCUAACCUGGUGUGUCUGUCCUUGUGCCCUGUACCUCUGGACUGAGAGAGAUUUUUGUAUUUAUUAUGGAUCCCC
Salvelinus namaycush (lake trout) is the source of this 716-nucleotide messenger RNA. RefSeq lists its product as uncharacterized. The record is from RefSeq and is a predicted model, not a curated record. Lineage: Eukaryota; Metazoa; Chordata; Actinopteri; Salmoniformes; Salmonidae. The coding region runs from base 75 to 686 and encodes 203 amino acids. The transcript is spliced from 3 exons.